This is a messenger RNA of Symbiodinium sp. CCMP2456, 1601 nucleotides long. Lineage: Eukaryota; Dinophyceae; Suessiales; Symbiodiniaceae. The record is from the annotation of a GenBank genome assembly.
AUGCCAAGCAGUAGCAGGCCCACUCUGGCACGACAUGCGGAUGGACUGGUAAGGCUUGCAGCGCAUCGACCCUCCUUUCAACUUCAGCGAUCUGGUCCUGGUGAUCGCCAUCCUGUUGCGGCUUGGAAAGAGGCCCUGGAAACCCUUUGCAGCGCGUGUAGAUCCAGCGUUGAACGGGACACUGUCGGCUUCAACCUGGCCGCCUCAAAAUGCGAGAAGCAGCAUUUAUGGCCCUCGGUGGUGCAUUUGCUAUCGGUCACACGAGAGUGUGCUCUCCUUCCAGACGAGGUUGGCUUCAAUACAGCCAUCUCUGCCGGCAGUCGCGCAGCGCUCUGGCAGCUCGCCCUGGGCCUCCUAGGCGACCUCAACCUUGGGCGCUUGCGGCAUGACGCCUUUGGUCUAAGUGGAGCCCUGCGUGCGUGCAAGGACGCCUGGAUUCAUGGGAUAGCUUUGCUGAGCUCAGCAUUGGACCAGCAGGUAUCUUUGAACAUCAUUGCCUGGAAUGCCGCGAUCCGAGGCGGUAGUGACCAAGGCGCCGGCGGCUGGCGCCGUACCCUUGUCCUUCUGCGCCAAGCAGCCGCGAAGGCCCCGCCGACGCCGGCCUCGUUUGGUGGUGUGCUCCAUGCUUGCCGCAGUUCAGGCGCUUGGCAUGCAUCUUCUUGGCUUCUGGAAGUCUCCGGCGGCGUGCGUUUGCUGCCCAGUGCCGUAAGCGCUACUUCGGCCCUCGCGGCUUUCAAGGCAUCCGUGAGUUGGCCUCGGACGCUGGCACUGGCUGCUAGCCUCGGCCGAGGCAACCUUGAACCAGAUACAGGCUUCCAUCGAGUUUGCAUCGCAGCGACCACCGCCGACUGGGUUCGCUGCAUGGAGGCCAUGCAGCAGGUCACCGCAGGGGAGUCAGAGGAGAUGCUGACAGAUCUUUCUGCCGCGGUCGCGAAAGCUGGCUGCUGGCAGCAGUGCUUGAGCUUGGGCUCAGCACGAACGCCCUCGGCGGUACGGCUAAAUACGGUCCUCGGGUCCCUUCAAGAUGUCAAGCUCUGGGAAGUGGCUGUUCAGCUCCUUCGUAACUUUCCCUGCGAUCGCAUACAUGCAGACACGACGAGCUUCCACACCACAGCGGCAGCAACUGCAGAGCUUUGGUCAUGGACUUUGGCGAUGCUGGCGGCCAUGGUGCUUUGCAGGCUUCAGCAAAACAUCGUCAGUGUCAACACGGGUGUGGCUGCUCCGAACUCCCCUGGACGCUGGCAGCACGCGCUGAGCCGCCUCGGCCAUGGUACCACGCUGGGUAUCCGUGCUGACCUCGUGGGUUGGAGCACAUCCAUUGCGUCUUCCUCCGCUGCCCGACAUUGGCAGACAGCCACGGACAUGUUCCAUGCGCUUUCCGAGCAUCGGAUGACGGCAGACGUGUUGAGCAGCAACUUGAUGCUGGGGUGUUAUGCGGAGACCGGAUGUUGGCAGCUGGCGGUGCAACUCCUGCUGCACGAGAUGUGCGACAUGUCCGUCAUAGCAGAUGAAAUCAGUUGGAUAUCCACCAUUACCUCCUGUGCCACGACAUCACAAUGGCAGCUCGCUCUUGGCCUGCUGACCGACAUGCGCUUGAGCAG